CCGCGGCGCGGUGCAUUGUGGGACGGCGGCGGAGGCCUAGGCGGGCGGCGCGAGCGCUGGACGGACGCGCGCGGCUUUACGUUAGUUUCGGGCUGACUGUCGGAGGGCGAUGGCGCGCGAGGACGUGAUGAGCGCGGCGGAGGACGCGGCGGACCAGUUCCUGCGGGUCACGAAGCUGUACCUGCCUCACAUCGCUCGGCUCUGUCUCAUCAGCACCUUCCUGGAGGACGGCAUCAGGAUGUGGUUCCAGUGGAGCGAGCAGAGAGACUACAUCCAGGCCACCUGGAGCUGCGGCUACUUCCUCGCCUCCGGCUUCGUGCUCAUCAACCUGAUAGGACAGAUCAGUGGCUGUGUUCUGGUUCUCAGCAGAAAUCUGGUUCAGUACGCCUGCUUCGGUCUGUUCGGGAUCAUCGCCCUGCAGACGGUCGCUUACAGCAUUCUGUGGGAUCUCAAGUUUCUCAUGAGGAAUCUGGCUCUGGGUGGAGGGCUGCUGCUGCUGCUGGCCGAGUCUCGCUCCGAGGGGAAGAGCAUGUUUGCCGGCGUGCCGUCGAUGGGAGAGAGCUCUCCGAAGCAGUACAUGCAGCUCGGUGGCCGCGUGCUUCUGGUGCUCAUGUUCAUGACGCUGCUGCACUUCGACUCCAGCUUCUUCUCUAUCCUGCAGAACAUGGUGGGAACGGCUCUGAUCGUGCUGGUGGCGGUGGGCUUGAAGACGAAGCUGGCCGCCCUGACGCUGGUUCUGUGGCUCCUGGCCGUCAACGUCUACUUCAACGCCUUCUGGACGGUGCCGGCCUACAAACCCAUGCACGACUUCCUCAAGUACGACUUCUUCCAGACCACCUCGGUCAUCGGAGGCCUGCUGCUGGUGGUGGCUCUCGGCCCGGGCGGCGUCUCCAUGGACGAGAAGAAGAAGGAGUGGUGAGGACGCCCGGAGCUGCCCUUCUGUUUUUUAGCGCGUUUUAUUCGCAGCGGUCGAGGAGAUUCGUCAUUCGUUUCGAGUCGUUUUGUGUUUAAUAAUGAAAGCGUGUUUAUGGAGGAGCGUUCGCCGGGAGAGAGAAGUGCAGCAGAUCUUCUUCGUCCUGGACUCUUUCUCGUGUUCUUCGGGAUGCUCGGGUCGGAUGAUGUUCCUGAGGACCUGAUGCAUCAGACGUCUGUGAACUCUGAACUCUCAAACUCUGAGUUUGUUUUGCGGUCGACGAACGGGACGGUUAUCCAAGUGUUUUCUGUUGAGUCUAAGAAAGACGAGUCACUAUUGAUUUUUUUUUUCAGACGUUUAUAUUGUGUUUUUGACUUUUUUUGGUUUUCAGAUCGCGGCGGAAAAAUAAAGCAAAACCUACACAUAA
Puntigrus tetrazona (Sumatra barb) is the source of this 1340-nucleotide messenger RNA. It is a transcript of the gene surf4, whose product is annotated as surfeit 4. The record is from RefSeq and is a predicted model, not a curated record. Gene Ontology annotation, biological process: Golgi organization. The coding region runs from base 110 to 919 and encodes 269 amino acids. NCBI's taxonomy places the organism in Eukaryota, Metazoa, Chordata, Actinopteri, Cypriniformes, Cyprinidae. Gene Ontology annotation, cellular component: endoplasmic reticulum; membrane; endoplasmic reticulum-Golgi intermediate compartment. The transcript is spliced from 6 exons.